Helianthus annuus (common sunflower) is the source of this 1353-nucleotide messenger RNA. Its product is annotated as protein FAR1-RELATED SEQUENCE 5-like. NCBI's taxonomy places the organism in Eukaryota, Viridiplantae, Streptophyta, Magnoliopsida, Asterales, Asteraceae. The record is from RefSeq and is a predicted model, not a curated record. Bases 1 to 1353 code for a protein of 450 amino acids. The transcript is spliced from 5 exons. Gene Ontology annotation, biological process: regulation of DNA-templated transcription.
AUGGCCGGAGGAUUCACAACGAGGAAGGGUACUCAAUACGAGCCUCGCGAUGUCAUCUUAAAUAAAUAUUUCCUUUGCUCAAAGGAGGGUACUAAACCCUUUAAGGAGAUUGACUCGACUCAGGAAGCUAAUAGUUCAAAUAAUAAGUCGAGGAGCAAGAUUACCCGUAAGGUUCCUUCUAUAAGGACUGGUUGUGAAGUGUGUAUCCGGGUUAAGUUAAACGAUGACAAACUUUAUGAGGUUUAUCACUUCGAGGAGUCCCACAAUCACCUGUUUGUUGCUGAAGAUGACAGAUACCUACUUCCUUGCAAUAGAGGAAUCAAUUAUGUUCAGGAAGAAGCCGUAAAUACUUUGAGUGCCAUAAACGUUGGUCCAGUCAGAGCGUUUAAUAUUAUGAGGACUCUUUAUGGAGGGUUUAACAUGAUAGGUGCCACGAAAGUUGAUUUUAAAAAUUUCAAAAGAGACUUAAAUAGGUAUAUAGCUGAAUACGACGCUGAUAUGGUGAUUAAACGGCUAAAAAGGAAGAAAGAAUUCAUGCCCAAUUUUUCUAUGGAAUACCUAACAACUGACGAUGGUGUUUUACGGGCGUUGUUCUGGGCUGACGAAGAUGCGAAGAGGAAUUUUAAUAUGUUUGGGGAUGUUGUGUCUUUUGAUGCUAAUUAUCGUCGCAACAAGUACAAUAUGAUGUUUGUACCGUUUACCGGCGUUGACAAUCACUAUCGUAAUGUUAACCUGGGUGCUGCUAUAAUAGGUAAUGAAACCGCUGAAACAUAUAGCUGGUUGCUUAACGUCUUUCGGCAAGCAUUUGGUCGUGCACCACCUGUGAUUGUUGGCGCUACCCUAUGUAAUGGAACCGAUUUUAAGAAGAGGUUGUGUGCCAUUUGUUGGACCGAUGCAUUACUCCCUGACCAGUUUGAAUCCGAAUGGGGUGUUAUAUUGACUGACUUUGAUUUGGCGAAUCAUGAAUGGCAGUUCCCUGAAAGGUAUAUAUUACGACGGUGGAGUAGGGAAGUUGUUCCUAGUAGUGCUCCUGGAGCGAUAUUAGGUAUUAAUGAAGGCGAUGAUUGGUACCAUCAAGUUAAUCGGGUUGUACGUGAGAUAACACAGUCAGCGGAGUUUGUUAUUAACAUGUUGGUCACUAACUUCGAUGCGUUGUGCGCUUUUUGGGAUCAUGUUGUCCAGUAUCAAUCGACGGCUGAUGAGGCAGUGAGACGGGAGUGUGGCAAUUGCAAACGUAAGGGGCAUAAUCGACGUACAUGCAAGUUCCCCGCAAGGGAAAAUAAUGAUGACACCUCAGAAGGAAAGGAAGGAGAGGAAGAAGCAGAUGAUGAAGCAGAGGAAGAAGUUCAAUAG